This is a messenger RNA of Dendrobium catenatum, 1197 nucleotides long. Its product is annotated as probable 3-hydroxybutyryl-CoA dehydrogenase. Gene Ontology annotation, molecular function: NAD+ binding; oxidoreductase activity, acting on the CH-OH group of donors, NAD or NADP as acceptor. The coding region runs from base 38 to 931 and encodes 297 amino acids. The record is from RefSeq and is a predicted model, not a curated record. Gene Ontology annotation, biological process: fatty acid metabolic process. The transcript is spliced from 4 exons. NCBI's taxonomy places the organism in Eukaryota, Viridiplantae, Streptophyta, Magnoliopsida, Asparagales, Orchidaceae.
GAACUGGAGCCUCACACACAAUCUCCGGUGAUCGACUAUGGGGGAGACGCGGGAGACGAUCGGAGUGAUCGGUGGCGGCCAGAUGGGCUCAGGCAUCGCUCAGCUUGCCGCCAUCUCGGGCUUCGACGUAUGGCUCCAUGACUCCGAUUCCGGCGCGCUUCAACGGGCUUCGGAGGGCAUCGGCGCCGCCCUCCGGAAACUUGUCUCAAAGGGGAAACUCUCUGAGCUAGCUGGUACAGAUGCUUUAAACCGUCUGAGAUGCACAUCGGAUCUGGAAGAUUUUAGGCAUGCAGAUGUUAUAAUUGAAGCCAUCAUUGAGUCUGAAGAUGUCAAGAAAAAGCUCUUUUCUGAUCUUGAUAAGUUAGUCAAACCUUCUGCAAUUUUGGCUUCCAACACCAGUUCAAUCUCCAUCACUCGCCUUGCUUCUGCAACUAGACGUCCUGCACAGGUAAUAGGCAUGCAUUUUAUGAAUCCUCCUCCUGUGAUGAAACUGAUUGAGAUAGUGAGGGGGGCAGACACAUCUGAGGUGGUCUUCUCUAAAAUUAAAGCUUUGGCGGAAAGAUUCGGCAAAACUGUCAUAUGCUCGAACGACUACCCGGGUUUCAUCGUGAACCGGAUAUUGAUGCCGAUGAUCAAUGAGGCGUUUCAUGCAUUAUAUACCGGCGUAGCGACGAAGGAGGACAUCGACACUGGAAUGAAGUUGGGUACAAACCAUCCAAUGGGUCCUUUGGAGCUUGCAGACUUCAUUGGAUUAGAUGUUUGCCUCUCAAUAAUGAAGGUUCUUCACCAUGGAUUAGGAGACAGCCGGUACAGCCCAUGCCCUCUUCUUGUUCAGUAUGUCGACGCCGGCCGGCUGGGUCGAAAGAAGGGGAUUGGUGUCUAUUCCUAUAAAAAAGAACCAGUAAGAGCUAAACAAGUAUCUUCUCUCUAAAGCACUUUAUGAUUGGUCAUAUGCAUGAGGUUUAUUUCUUCUAGCAUUGAAGUGUAUGAUUAUGAUUAUGAUUAUGAUUAUUCUGGACCUGCCUGUAGGUUAAAAUGCUAAUAAGCUAACUCAACAUGUACUUCAUGAGGAAUGCUGGAGGUUUAUAUGCCUGGGAUUGAUCAUUUCCUUUUUUUUUUUUUAUUUACUAAGCAGGUGCUACAUAAGAUGUUUGUGAUUAUGUUAAUAAAAAUAUGAUAUUUGGGUUUUUAUUUUUA